AUGGCCGGCGCUCGGGCGCUCGUAGCCGCCUGCUGCUGCUGCUGGUGGCUGGCGGAAGCCGCCGCCACCGAGCUAGAUCUGUUGGGCGCGCUGUCGCUUCACAACACGUCGCGCACCGGCGUGAGCGUCGCGCCGGGCAUGCAGCCGCAGCGCACCGCCUACACCCUUGAAGGUGAUUCGCGGUCGCUGCAGGUGGAAGGCGCGGCGUUCGAGCGCGCCGCUGAGCUUCUUCGUCGUUCACCGGAGUUCACAAUUCUUGCUGCGCUGCGUCAAGAGCCAGCCAACUCCGGCACAAUACUCUCUUUCUCACACGGGUACAACAGGUACUUGGAAGUGCAGUCGAGCGGUCGGCGAGAUGAAGUUCGACUGCACUACGUUGCGGCGGGGGCGACGGCGCCGCGCGUCGAGACGUUCCCGUUCCGGUUGGCGGACGGCGCGUGGCAUCGGCUCGCUCUCGCCGUGUCUGGUGCACAGGCUACGCUACUAGUCGACUGCCAUCCUCUCUACCGGCGCCUCAUACCGCCACCGGACCGUAAUUUCACCGAGCCGCAACUUGCGCUAUGGGUGGGACAAAGAAAUAGCAAACAUUCCCUUUUUAAGGGUACGCUACAAGAAGUAAGACUCGUGAGCGGGCCUCACGGUUAUUUAGUCCAAUGUCCUGGACUGGACUCAGAAUGUCCCACAUGUGGACAAUUUGCGUUACUGCAGGCUACAGUGCAAGAACUAACGUCACACAUCCAUGACCUUUCACUUAAGUUGGUUGGUGCUGAAGCAAGAUUGGCGCGGCUAGAGCAAUGUGACUGUCAGAAGUCAUGUUACUCAAACGGUACUGUUCAUGCAGAUGGUGCAACGUGGCAAAGAGACUGUAAUCGCUGCUCCUGCGUGCACGGCGAAAUAACGUGCAGGCCAGUAGAGUGUGAUAGAGUAGAAUGUAAGAAUCCAGUGCUACAUCCAGGAGAAUGUUGUCCUACGUGUUUAAGGCGGUGCUUGCUGCAAGGCGAGCUGUACGAGCACGGCGACCGAUACGCACCGAAAGAGUGCGCAGAGUGCGUGUGCCAUGACGGUAAUAUGCAGUGCACACGUACUGACCCCGAGACGGCUUGCCCGCCGCUGCCCUGCGAUCCCGCCGACCAAUUCACUGUACCCGGCGAGUGCUGCAAGUUCUGCCCCGGUGUGGACUACUGCAGCAUGGGACACUCGUGUGACGAAAACGCAACAUGCAUGAAUCUCAAUACAAAAUACACUUGCAAAUGUAACCAGGGAUUUCGCGGAGAUGGGCUUACAUGUGAAGAUGUGGACGAGUGUCAGGAGGCGGGCGGCAGGCUCGGUCACCACUGUCACUCAAACACGCGGUGCGUCAACGUGGUUGGCAGCUAUGUGUGUCAAUGUUUACCCGGCUACACGAGGCGGGACAAAUUUAAUUGCGUGGAGGUGGACGAAUGCGCGGGCGACGCACACGGCUGUCACGCGGACGCGGUGUGCACGAACACGCCCGGUUCGUACACGUGCCAGUGCCGAGACGGUUAUACUGGCGACGGUUACACUUGCACGCCGAUUUGCACGGGCGGCUGCCUGAACGGCGGGGUGUGCUCGGCGCCGGAGCGGUGCACGUGCGCGCGCGGGUUCGGCGGCGCGCGCUGCGAGCGCGACGUAGACGAGUGCGCGGCGCCCGGCGCCUGCGUGCCGCGCGCGCUCUGCCUAAAUACGCCCGGCUCUUACUACUGCGUCUGCCGCGACGGCUACCGACGCGAUACGCAGCAAGACCACUGCCAAGAUGUUGAUGAGUGUAUAGAAGGAUUUCACACAUGCCACCCGAGUGCGCGCUGCGUCAACACUGACGGUGGUUUUAAAUGUGAAUGUGACACGCAGCCUUGUGAACUCAGUUGUUCGUGGCAGGGGCGCGUGAUGGCGGACGGCGCGCGCUGGGCGGAGGGCGGUGGCUGCCACGCGUGCGCGUGCCGCGCCGGCGUCGCCGCCUGCGUGCGUGCGCCCUGCGCCUGCGACCAGCACACCAACACUUCACUCGCGAUGCAAAGCAGUGAGGCGUCGUUGCCGCUGGCGCCGGAGGCGUGCUGCCCGCACUGCGAGGCGCGCUACCGCUGCCGCCACCAGGAGAUGCACCACGUCACCUUCCGUAGCGGCGAGCGCUGGCUUUACCAGUGCCAGAUCUGCGAGUGCCUUUUGGGCGAGGUGGACUGCUGGGAGCCGGAGUGCGACGAGGCGGGCGGCGGCUGCUGCUCGGGGGCGGGCACGUGGCGCGCGCCGCGCCGCCUCGAGCUGGCCGGCUGCGCGCCGCACUGCCCCACCUGCCAGGGCGGCCAAUGUGCUACUUUGGUGAGCAAUCUCGCGUGUUGUGUGCAUCGAGCGCGGCGCGACGUGGCGGCGGCGCUGCUGCUGGCGGCGCUGUGGUGGGGCCGCGCGCCGCGCGCGCACCGCAAGCACCGCGGCGCGCGGCGCUAG
Messenger RNA from Parnassius mnemosyne (clouded apollo), 2460 nucleotides. Lineage: Eukaryota; Metazoa; Arthropoda; Insecta; Lepidoptera; Papilionidae. The record is from the annotation of a GenBank genome assembly.